This is a messenger RNA of Polychytrium aggregatum, 2028 nucleotides long. RefSeq names its product serine/threonine-protein kinase SCH9. The coding region runs from base 105 to 1598 and encodes 497 amino acids. Gene Ontology annotation, molecular function: protein serine/threonine kinase activity; ATP binding. The transcript is spliced from 10 exons. The record is from RefSeq and is a predicted model, not a curated record. Gene Ontology annotation, biological process: protein phosphorylation. NCBI's taxonomy places the organism in Eukaryota, Fungi, Chytridiomycota, Chytridiomycetes, Polychytriales.
UCGCCGCUUUCUGUCCCGCUGCUGUCGCUGCCCAGGCCCAUCGCUUGCACUUCAUCACUCUCAAGAGGCUCCCCCCCCCCACAUCCUCAUAUCCUGCCUCCGGUAUGGCUGCAGAAUCCACCUCGCCUUCGCCGCCGCCCGCUGCGGGUCCGCAGACCUCAUCGGCCGUCUCGGCACAACUCAAAAUCCGGGUCAUGGAGGCCCGCAACAUCCCAAAAAAGUCGGCCAAUCCCCGGCUCUACUGCGUCGUCGAGUUCGACCGGAACGAGCUCGUCACAAAGGAGGCCAAGAUCUCAGAGCAGAUCUUUGCCGACACCCACGGCAAUGCCGUCGUCUGCCCCGUCUGGCAUCAUGCCGCCACCUUCGAUGUCUCUCGCCCCGGGAGUCUGCUGACCAUCACAAUCUGGGACCGCUCGACCGACAACGGAGCCGAGGGAGAAAUCUUUAUGGGCACGAUGAAGAUCUUGCCCACACCCAUCAGCGGCAAAAUCCACGAUAGCUGGUUCAGGCUUCUGCCUGUUGUCGGACGCAACAAGGCCAAGGGCGAGCUGCGAAUCCAGCUCAUGUACGAGACAAUCAAGCCGAGAUCGCUGGACGCCAGCACCUUUGAUGUCCUCAAGGUCAUCGGCAAGGGAAGCUUUGGAAAGGUCUACCAGGUCCGCAAGAAGGACACUGGCCGCGUCUAUGCCAUGAAGGUUCUGAUCAAGCGAGAGAUUGUCGAGAGACAAGAGGUCGCCCACACCCUCUCGGAGCGCAACGUCCUCAUCCGUGCCUCAUCGCCCUUCCUCGUCGGACUCAAGUUCUCCUUUCAGACCCCUGACUACCUGUAUCUGAUCCUGGAUUACAUCAACGGCGGCGAGCUGUUCUACCAUCUGUCCAAGGAAAAGACCUUCACCGAGCAACGGGCCAAGUUCUAUGUCUGCGAACUUGUUCUGGCUCUCGAGCAUCUUCACAAGGAUAACAUCGUCUACCGCGAUCUCAAACCCGAGAACAUUCUGCUGGACUGUAAUGGCCACAUUGCCCUCACAGACUUUGGUUUGUGCAAGGAAAACAUCAGUCCCAGCGACACUACCAACACUUUCUGUGGCACGGCCGAGUACCUGGCUCCCGAGGUGUUACUCGGCGAAGGAUACGGAGUCGCCGUCGAUUGGUGGUCCCUCGGUAUCCUGUUUUACGAAAUGAUCACGGGCCUUCCGCCCUUUUAUUCUGAGAAUGUGACAUUGAUGUACAAGAAGAUUCUGCACAACCAGCUGCUGUUCCCCGACGGCAUAUCUGCAGAAGCCCAGUCGCUGAUUCGUGGGCUCCUUGAGCGUGAUCCACAAAGACGGCUGGGCUCUGGACCCACCGGCUCCGAUGACAUCAAAAAUCACCCCUUCUUCAAGGAUGUCGAUUGGAAGGAUGUUCUCAACAAGAAUGUCCAGCCUCCAGUCAAGCCCAAUGUCUCCUCCGAAACAGACGUGUCCAACUUUGAUCCACUCUUCACCGAGACUCCCAUCAACGAAAUGUCGCUGCCGCACGGAACUCCUCUCUCCGAGACUCUGCAGCAAAAGUUCUACGGAUUCAGCUACACGGACGAAACUCUGAACGAGCAGCGAUAAGCUGAAGCAGAGUCAAUUGGAGAUACCUGUGCUCUGCUUCUUUCAUUCUGUUUUCCGGAGUAGCUGGCGGUUGUGAGUCCCGCUGGGCCGCGUCCCUCUGUCUUUUACCAACCGCCCCUCCCCCAUCUGUUCCCUUUCAUGCCUGUUUGUCUGUUUGACUACUUGUCCGCUUGACUGCGUGUCUGCUUGACUGCCUGCCCACAUUUGUCCCUGCAUAGCUGCGCUUGUUCACCCCCAUUCCUUCCUCGGCGUAGAUGCCACUGGCCAUGUGUGCGGUUGUUCGUCGUUGGCUUGUCGUCGCUUUCCCUUUGCUGUGCGAAACUUGAUACUGCGUUCCUAUCGCUUGUGUACAAAGCGGCCCCCUCUCUACCCAACAACCCACAAAUGGGACGGCCGAAAUACAAUUCAUUCAGAAACUCUCACUCCAUAA